Molecule: messenger RNA, 1515 nt
Organism: Penicillium chermesinum
Lineage: Eukaryota; Fungi; Ascomycota; Eurotiomycetes; Eurotiales; Aspergillaceae
Exons: 4
Coding region: 1-1515 (504 amino acids)
Molecular function (GO): flavin adenine dinucleotide binding; NADP binding; N,N-dimethylaniline monooxygenase activity
Source: RefSeq, a predicted model, not a curated record
AUGAGCGCAGUCUCCAUGGCUCAACGGCUCCAUUUUCCCUCGGCCGAUAGCCAAGUCGGGGUAGCAAGCAGCUCAUCUGAUGAUUCCCCGCCAGUAUAUGGUACCAUGGCAAUCAAGAGCGUGGCAGUCAUCGGUGCCGGCCCCGCGGGUGUCAUCGCGGUUGAUGCAUUGGUAAAAGAGCAAGCGUUCGAUGUGAUUCGCGUCUUUGAACGACAAGAGAAGGCGGGCGGCUGCUGGGUCUCUCGCGAUGACGAGCCACCAAGGGAAUUGGACUUGGAUAGACUCGCCGAUAGGACUGCAGAUGCUCCGGUGGCUAUUCCGGCAAGUUUGCCAUGUAGAACGCCGCCAUUAACGCAGCAGCGGUUCACAGACUCGCCAAUCUACCCUGGGUUAGAGACCAAUGUCGAUGCGAGUGCGAUGUCGUUUUCUCAGGAGAGCAUUCCGGUCGUUCGAUCGGAAUGGUCAAUUCAGCGACACGGAGAAGAUACCCCAUUCCGGCCUCAUGCAGUGAUCAGACAGUACGUGGAAGAUGUUCUGACUGUCAAUGGGAAUCAGCAUCUCGUCGAGUAUAAUACUACCGUCGAGCGCGCGAUUAAGAACCCAGAAACCGAGAAAUGGGACGUGGUGCUCCGUCGCCGCGAGUUGCAUGACGGCGCUCCUUCAGACUACUGGUGGUCAGAGACGUUUGAUGCUAUUAUGGUGGCCUCUGGUCACUAUGCAGUGCCUUAUAUUCCUGCAAUCAAGGGACUGAAAGAACUUGCGAUGCGAAACCCCGGCAGUGUUGAGCACACAAAGCAUUAUCGUGGCCCAGAAAAAUACCGAGGAAAGAAAGUUGUCACUGUUGGAGCAUCUGUAUCCGCGGCAGACACCGCAAUUAGUGUGACAUCCACGGCGCGGUCUCCGGUCAUUGCAGUGGUGCGCGGUCGAUACAACCCCUUCUUUGGUGACGAAGCCUUCAAAAACCCGAACAUCCAGCGACGCCCGCCAAUUUCCCACAUCACAGAGCGUACCGUUCACUUCGAAGACGGCACGUCCGAGAGCGAUGUCGAUCAUAUCAUAUUCGGCACCGGCUUCACGUGGCAGCUACCUUUUCUGCCGCAAAUCCCAACGCGCAACAAUCGCGUGCCUGACAUCUUUCUCCACGUCUUCCACCGCGAACCCACAUUGAUGUUCAUCGGAGCGGUUGGGGCGGGCCUGACCUUCAAGAUUUUCGAGUGGCAGGCGGUUGCGGCGGCCCGAGUUCUUGCUGGCAAGGCUUCUCUUCCUCCCAUGGCCGAACGAGAGAAGUGGGAAAAGGAGGGGAUCGAGCAGCGGGGGGAUGGGCCCUCAUUUAGUGUUGUGAGCCCUCAUUUCGAGUCUUAUUUCGAACGUUUGCGUGCGAUUGCUGGCCCUCCACGCGAUGGCAAGGGCCGUCCCUUGCCAGCCUUCGACGAGAACUGGGUGAUUGCUUUCAACUCUGGCCAUGAACGCCGCAAGCGGAUGUGGCGUCGCUUGAAUCGAGGUGCCCAGCUUUAA